AUGAGGGAAUUUCAGAGUUAUGGGGAGAUUACUUUCAGUAAAGAAAACAUAUGUUGGAGAAAGGAUAGCAUGACAAGAACUAUUGAUUUGAAAAUUGGGAACAUAGAGAAAGCAACAUUCAUGGAAUAUCCAGGAGGAGACUACUGCUUGGAAAUCCAUAGCACUGAUGGUUACAGAUACAAAUUUGGGGGUUUUGAGGACGAGCAUGUUGUGUGGUUGAACGCUUAUUUCGAAAGCCACCAGAUAUCAUUUACACGAUCGCAAGUCUAUGUUGGUGGUAUGAAUUGGGGAGAGCUAGAUCUCACGGACCACCAUCUUUCAUUAGUCCAUGGACAAAAGCAAUCGCUCAUGCAACUUUCUUUGGAUGAUGUUUCUCGCAUAGAGAGAACCUAUGAGCAAGUGAAGUUAAAGUUUCACAAAGAUGGGAAUGUUUCUAAAAGGGGUUUUUAUCCUAGAGAGUUUGUUUUUGGCUUUACUGGAACGGAAGAAGCAGAUGAGUUUAAAGAAAAAACAAUGGGAUCGCUGCGUAAUCUAGUUGAAAAGAAGAACGAACGAAAGAAACCUAUUGAUGCGUUUAAUAAUGUGUCCAUUGCUCAAUUAAGGAGUAUAUACAAUGUGAGAUUUUACCUGAAAAACUUGAAGCUGCUGGGACCUGAAGUAAAACACAAGAAUGAAAUUUCGUAUGUUGUGGUAUUGUGUCUGGAUCCCCCGUUAUACACUAAUGAUGGCUCUGAUGAGCAUCCAUACCUGACACUCGAGGGUGAUGCUGUUGGGGAGAAUCUAGUUAGCCGCUUGGAAGACUGUAUUCAUGAGGAAGCAAUCAGACACUCAAACUACAGAAGUCGGGAUGGAUCUUAUGCAGUAGAUUGCUCAUUCCUUAACGAAGAGGGACACCUGUACCCGUUAGAUAAGGGGUUUUUGUGUUUGACAACAAAUCCAAUUCACAUCAAGGAAGUGGCCUUUGUGAAGGGACGAGUGGGGCAUAUCAAAGUUCAUGUUUCCCUGAAAACAAGACAGUCCCUCUUUUUCUGUGAUAUUAAGACAGAUGAACGUCAUAGGCUUCUUGAUAGAAUGAAGCAAUCAGGUUUACACAUCAGGGAACCACAACAUGAGACGAAAAUCAGCAAAGGGAAAGAUGUGGCUGAAAGUUCACAGUCAGAAAGACCUUCAAUGGUCUUCUGUGAGGAAGCACAAAAGCGUCUUGAAGAAGAGGGACUUCCAAUUGAAUUUGAUAAACUUCAGAAACGUAUUGCGCGGCAGUGGGAUGCUUUACCAGAACAUGUGAAGUCAUAUUACAGAGGUAAGGAUGCGAAAAGGAGACGGAACAGAACAGUUUAUGACAAAAAGUUAAGGAAGAAGAAGGGUUUAACAAUGGUAUAUGAAUCUGGUUGUGCAAGUACAUCUUCUGCUCUUCUGUUUCUUAGGGCAUGUUUGUUUGUUUGUUUUUUCGUGUGGAUUAAGUGUCUGUCUGAAUUUAGUGUGUCUUAG
Erigeron canadensis is the source of this 1488-nucleotide messenger RNA. RefSeq names its product FACT complex subunit SSRP1-like. Gene Ontology annotation, cellular component: FACT complex. The coding region runs from base 1 to 1488 and encodes 495 amino acids. Lineage: Eukaryota; Viridiplantae; Streptophyta; Magnoliopsida; Asterales; Asteraceae. Gene Ontology annotation, molecular function: histone binding; nucleosome binding. The record is from RefSeq and is a predicted model, not a curated record. The transcript is spliced from 12 exons.